GUAAUAAAUCAAAAUAUCACUUUCCAUAAGAACGAAAGAAUGAUUGGCUAUUGCCGUAAGCUUAUGUGUAGAGAUUAAUACAUACAUGAUGUUUGCUUCUCUAUGUGUUAUACUGGAUUGCACUAAAACUUUCUAUCUCGCUUUCGCUAAAUUCUUCAAAUAUAUACUAUUUCAUUUUAAGUACAAGUAGUUCAGCUAUAAGUUACAUUUCGAUAUUCUUCAUCAUAUUGAUAAUCUAUGUGAUGUGAAUAUACAUAUUUUUAAUAUUAGUAGUGAAUUACAGUGAAUAUCGAAACGCACAAUUAUAAAAUUUAUGCUACCCGCCAGAUUGUUUUGAAAAUCGAUUGAUCAUAAUAAAUUUCUCUCGAGACCGUAAAGAAUUAUAAGGGAUUCUCUAUAAUUCGUGCAGUGUUACCUUUUUCGAUUAUAUCAUAUGAUUGCAUGUAACUUUGCAAAACGUUUGGGUUUUAAUAAAUUCUAAUUGCUGACAAUGGCAAUGGCAUGUAAUUACAAUUACGACGCGAUCUUGGACUGGCAUCCAGAGAUGAUACUCAUUUCAGAAUCACCCGUUACUUGGCAAGGCUUUUUAGUAAUUUCUUAUUCAUCAUUGACUGCACGUGAUAGGCAAUGUUCCAGAGUGAAGUUAAAAUUAGUUAUGCCUAAUUAUCCAUCAUUCUGUAAUGCACAAAUCAGUUUCGGCAGGCAUAUUGCUUCUUUGCGGAAUAGAGAAUUCAGUGAUAAAGUAAAAGAAUUGAUAAAAGGCACACAAACUGUACCAACAUUCUUGACGCAGUUACAAUCACUCAUUGGUAAAUAUAUGCAGAAUACAGAUAAUAAAAUGCAUAUGAUCAACUUUGAAGCUACGAAAGCUUUUUUGCAAGAUUUGAAAGCAGCUCUUCAGAAUCCAUCUGAUGUACAACUCUUAUGCAAUCAGAAUUUGAGUACUGUCAAGUUAUCUUUAAGAGGAGUAUCUCUUACUUUACAAAGAUGUAACAAUACUGAAAUACCAUGGAAAGUUAUAUCUUCCGACAUGCCCACUACUCCACCAUUUCAAGACUUUCAAAAGAGUAUAACCAACUUGAGUGUUGCGAUGACUAAGUUCAAAUGGCAAGUAGAAAUAUUGGAAAGAGCAUGGGAGCAAUUGAAACAGAUUGACGAAAAUUGUUGGGUAAUUGAUCCAUUGGAACCAAACAAAAGCCAUAUGUACAGACGCAUUCAUUUGUCACAAUCUGUGUCUGUGAUAAUUAUAAUAGAUCCUUUUAAUCCAACCGCUGUACCAACAAUGAAAUUUUUAGGUAGUGAAAAUGAAGUGAAGAAACAAAGAGAUGAUGUUUCUAAUAAUCUUCAUAAUUGGGAUCAAAAUUGUAAUAUUAUAGAAAAUCUGCUAGUACUGUUAAAUUUGUAUGCAUUUCCUGAGCAACAGGAAAGUUUAGACGAGUCUAAAGGCAUUAUUAGUAGUCACGAAUGCGGCAUAUGCUUUUCUGAAAAAUCAGAAAUCGACGAAUUGCCAGAUAAGAUAUGUAAUAAUGAGAAGUGCAUGAAACAUUUUCAUUCAGUAUGUUUGUCGAAGUGGUUACAGACAAACGCUAGGAAUCAAGUUGUAUUUCAUCAUAUCCAUGGUACUUGUCCACAUUGCAAAGAAAAUAUUUUCUGUUCUAUUGAAUGAUAAAGAGGCACUUCUGCCACUGAUCUAAAUCCUGCAAUAAGAUGUAUCCUUGUCAAUUCCAUUUCGUCGUUGACAAUUG
This is a messenger RNA of Pogonomyrmex barbatus (red harvester ant), 1745 nucleotides long. It is a transcript of the gene Fancl, whose product is annotated as E3 ubiquitin-protein ligase Fancl. Gene Ontology annotation, cellular component: nucleus; Fanconi anaemia nuclear complex. Gene Ontology annotation, molecular function: ubiquitin protein ligase activity. Gene Ontology annotation, biological process: interstrand cross-link repair; protein monoubiquitination. The record is from RefSeq and is a predicted model, not a curated record. Lineage: Eukaryota; Metazoa; Arthropoda; Insecta; Hymenoptera; Formicidae.